Molecule: messenger RNA, 3214 nt
Organism: Ziziphus jujuba (common jujube)
Lineage: Eukaryota; Viridiplantae; Streptophyta; Magnoliopsida; Rosales; Rhamnaceae
Product: pentatricopeptide repeat-containing protein At3g14580, mitochondrial
Exons: 1
Coding region: 132-1331 (399 amino acids)
Molecular function (GO): protein binding
Source: RefSeq, a predicted model, not a curated record
ACUCUCAGACGAACAUACCUAUAAAAGCCCUGGAUGUGAUUCGUGAAACCCAAAAAAAAAAAAAAAAAAAAAUCUGUUGUAUAUUUUCAGUAGGAAAAAUUGAAUCUUUUGUUGAUCAGAAAGCAAUAGCAAUGUUUUCUCGUUCUUGGGUUGUUUACAAUUCCACCAAAAGGAUUCGGAAUUCAAUAUUUCAGUCUCUCCUGCACAAUGCCUCAGCCGUCCGAAACCAUUACUCUGUUAAUAUUCCCUCCAGACUCGGUCACAAAGACUGGUUGGCCCCAAAUGAGGUUUUGCAAGUUUUCGCCGCCAUUAAAGACCCCAUAUCAAUCACCACAGCCUUACAACACUAUUCCAAGCGCAAGGACUACAAACCCAAUGAAGCCCUUUACACUCUGAUCAUCAACAAGCUUGGGCAAGCCCACCUGUUCGAUGCCAUUGAAGACGUCAUGAACAGAAUCAAGGCCGAGAGGAAUUGCCGGCUGUCCGACGAGUUCUUUCGCGGUGUUAUCAAGAUUUAUGGGAAUGUGGGUGGUCGUAUAAACAAAGCAAUGGAGACCCUUUUCGAUAUGCCCGACUACAAUUGCUGGCCAACUGUGAAAACCUUUAACUUUGUUCUGAAUCUGCUUGUUUCUUCGAAAUUGUUUGAUGUAGUUCACGAGCUGUAUGUGGCGGCUCCCAAGUUGGGGAUUGAGAUUGAUGCAUGUUGCCUUAAUAUACUCAUCAAGGCUCUGUGUGAAUGUGGGAAGUUGGAUGCUGCAGUUAAGCUGCUCGAUGAAUUUCCUAAACAGAGGUGCAAACCGACUGCCAUGACGUUUUCAACGCUUAUGCAUGGAUUGUGUGAUAAUGGGAAGGUGGAGGAAGCACUUGGGUUCCUUGAGACCAUGGAAAAAGAGGGUAUUGAUCCUGAUACUAUCACGUUCAAUAUAUUGAUUUCGGGGCUUAGGAAACAAGGGAGAGUUGAAGAGGGAAUGGUCCUUUUGGAGAGGAUGAAGCUCAAGGGGUGUAAUCCGAAUGCAGCUUCUUAUCAGGAGGUUUUGUAUGGUUUGCUUGAUAUGGAGAGGUUUGUUGAGGCAAAAGAGUUUAUGAGUCGAAUUAUAUUGAAGGGUGUGAAUCCUAGUUUUGUAUCUUAUAGGUUGUUGGUUUAUGGGCUUUGCAAGAAAAAUCUACUUGAGGAUAUUGAUUGGGUUUUGAUUCAAAUGGCUCGUCAAGGUUUUGUACCAAAGAUGGGGAUGUGGCGGCAGAUCCUUCAAAUCAUGUUUCAUGGAGAGAACAACCAUAGCUAUAUUUAUUCCAAAGAAAUUGUGGAAAAUUUGAUUAUUGGAAAUGGAUGAUCAGUGUGAUGAUGUCUUUUCGCAGUUAGUCCUUGAUGGAUAAGUUAUAUAAACCGAAAGCCACUUCGCCUAUUGUCAUUGUGUAAUUUGUGUGCCUAGCUUGGGAUAUGUAGGAAAUGGUGCUGCUCAUACAAGAUUGAUCUUUAUAUAUUGGUCCUUCAUCAUAUAUACCGAAAAGCCACUUCGAGGUUUUGACUCUGAGCAUCCUGCUUGAUGUGCACCACUUGAAUUCCACCAGAAAAUGUUUCAGAGAUGGUUAGUUUUUUCGUUCAUUUGCUGGAGACUGCUUUUGCAACUUUAUGGGACGUGGGUUUAUGGAGUCUUCAAAUCUUAAUCUGAUAUAGCCUGUUCCUAUUUUUGCUGGUGUCAAACUGCAAUGAACUUCUAGAUUUGUAAAAAUAUGCGUUUCUGUGUAUGUUCAAGGAGUGACGGAAUCGAAGAAGCCGGUAGACAGGCUGUCUACAGAAACACAAACAAUUUAACCAGCGGGUCAUAUUGACUCCUAUACUGCAUAAUUAGAAGAAAAUGCCCAAAUCACGGUAAGCUUGCGAGGGGCCACUCUUAAAGGCAUGAGAAUCAAAGAAGCGAACUCCAAAGGGAGAGACAACCUGAAGUUUUGGCAGUAUCAGAUACAAGUUACAAGGAAUUGAUUCAAAAGCUUUGACAGGCUAAUACUUCUCCCUAAGAAAUGAGCGGGUGAGCCACAUGUGAAGUAUUAGUUUAGUUGAAAUUUUGUAAGAGGGACAAAACCAUUUAACACACCAACUCUUAAUGUCAAACUAACAAAAAUGUUAAAUCAUACUUUAUUUUCUUUUAUGAAUUUCAAUUUUCUGUUUGCUUUAUUUCACUUCUUUACUUUUUAAUUACUAUCCAAUGGACCGACCGACAGUCCUUUGAUCCUCUCUGCUUUGCUUUCGUUCUUUUCUUUUUAAGCUAUUUCUUUUAUUUAUUAUUUUUGUCUCCGGAAUUUUUUGUAUUUAUAAUCCAUUUGUUUUAUUAUUAUUUUUGCCUUCAAGGAUUAUAGGGCUGCAAGGUCUAUCGGUGAGAUCUAAUAUUAUUAGAACAAAAAAUAACUUGAAAUCUUCAAGCUCAAAACGAGUUAUAUUUCAUUUAAUUAUAUUGCUAUAUUUCAAAAAAAAUAAUAAUAAAGAGAGGAAAUGUCCCCGUUUUACAAUAAAUAAUCAAUAUUAUUUCCCUCCCUAACUAGCUAUGACAAGUUUUAACACUUAAAAUAUAAAAGAUUCAUUUUAUAAAAGAUUCAUUUUUUAUAAAAGCAAUAUUUCAAAGAUAACAUUAUAACGCUCUCAUAUUAUUAGACGAGACAUAAAGCUUUCAAACAUUGAUAAGCAGUUUCUGACAAAAUGUCUUACUUUGCUUCUUAGGCUAAUAUUUAAAAGUAUGUUCAUCAAAAAGCAAAAGCAUAAGGCAAAAGCUGAUUUCUCACUAAAACAGCAAGGGGGCCAACACCAACACAAAAGAAGGUCGAAGAACCACAAGCACACAUAUGCACUAACCUCAAAAAGAAGAAAAAACAAAACAAACAAAAGUAUGAUUUUAUAUUAAUCAAAUGAUAAACACUACCAACUUGUUGAUCAACGUUCAAAACUAUUCUGAUACCAAAAGAUGUGGCAGCAGGCCAAUGGUUGACAAAACAAUAAUUCUCUACUAAGAAUACUCGAUACUUUAGGCUACACUAAUUCCAAUUCUUGGAAGAGAUAAUAAAAAAACCCAAAAAUAAAAAAUUUCCUGGUUCAAAUUAAUAUGUAGCUGUACAAUUAUAAAAAACUUGUGGUCCCUCAAUGAACAAUCUUUGUAGAUUCAAAAAGCAGUGUUUUCAAAAAAAGCUGACAUAUCCACAAAUAAAAAAUAAAAAAAUAAAAAAA